CGAAGUACACAACGGAAUCCACCACGUCACAUCCUACCACUACUACUCAAUCAACUUCUACACAAGACACAACAGCGAUGUCUUCGACGGAAGCCACCACCACACACCCUACUACAACGCCUCAAUCAACUACAACACAAGAUACCACAACGAUGUCUACGACGGAAUCCACCACCUCACACCCUACAACAACUACUCAAACAACUACUACACAAGACACCACAUCGAUGUCUACGACGGACUCAACUACCUCACGUCCUACCACAACUACUCCAUCGACUGCAAAGAUCUUUGUGACAGAUAAAGGCACCGAGUACAAGAUUUUUGUUGCAGAUCUACAAGCUGACCUAGACUUCACUUCCAUUCCAUCCACUAAACAACCCCGUUUUAUUACCUAUGACUCCGUGGAGAAGAAGAUCUACUGGACUGACUUUGAUGAACAACGAGUUUAUCGUUCUGAUGCGGAUGGUGGAAACAGGGAGGAGGUCACUUCUGAAAACGAUAAAGGGAUCCGAGGAAUUGCGAUAGCUGAAUCAUCACGCAUUCUGUACAUCGCCAACAAAGAGUCAAAGGAAAUAACAACUGUGGAUAUUGGACAAGGAAGCGCAUUUCCAGGGAGUGAGACAAUCUUUGUAACCACGUAUAACAAUUACCCUAGGAAUUUGGAGGUGGAUGAGGAACAGGGAUUCUUGUACUGGUCAAUGACCAAAGGUAUCCAGCGCAAAUCUCUCAAUGGAUCUGGAAGCACGGAGAAUGUAUACUAUAACUUGGGUCUAUCCAAAAUCACCGGAUUAAGCAUUGAUCUCAGCCGAAAUCCACGACGCAUAUUUUUCUGUGACUAUGAUAAGAAACGAACUUUCUACACGGACGUAGGCAGUCAAGAUGCUCGCGAGCUCACAGACUACAUGAAUGACCCUGACAUCGAUGGCGAUGAAGAGCGAACAAAACUGCGAGAUAUCAAGUACUUCAAUGGCACCCUCUACUGGACGAAGGAAGGCAGUCCCAAAGGCAUCGCUGUAAUGACUAAAUACGAUCAAAGCAGCCGAUCAUUCAACAUCAAAGAAACCAAUGAGAUUAGCACACCCUCUCGAUUUAUCAUUACUAAUGUAGAUCCAUGAUCGAUAUUUGAUAAAAAAGAGCCCGGAGGUCUAUUGUUUAUUUGAUUCAGCGCAGUCAACAUUGUCAUGUCAGAUAUGACAUGGGAAACCACCGAAAAAACGCCCGUUUUUUGUUUUUAUGGGGGGGGGGGAUUAAUUUUGUUGGGGGUGAGUUUCUUUAAUGUAAAUGAAUGACAACAAAGGUACUAUGCGUAUUCACUGAACUCAGAUACUGUUGUCAGAUACAGAAAUAUGAAGCGC
This is a messenger RNA of Strongylocentrotus purpuratus (purple sea urchin), 1358 nucleotides long. Its product is annotated as low-density lipoprotein receptor-related protein 1B-like. Bases 78 to 1118 code for a protein of 346 amino acids. The record is from RefSeq and is a predicted model, not a curated record. The transcript has 8 exons. NCBI's taxonomy places the organism in Eukaryota, Metazoa, Echinodermata, Echinoidea, Camarodonta, Strongylocentrotidae.